GCAGCGCCCUCGCGUCCACAGUAUGGCCGGCGACAUUAGCUAGCGCUCGCUCAACUCUCUCUAACGGGGAAACAGCGGACUACAAGAGACUGAGCUGUAUCUGCCUCUAUUUCCAACAGACUCACGUUCAACUUUCGCUCACAAAAAAAAAAAAAAAAAAAAGCCGGGAAGAUUUUAUUAACCCUUUUUUAAAAAAAAGUUAAUAUAAAAUUAUAGCAAAAAAAGGAACCUGAACUUUAGUAACACAGCUGGAACAAUCCGCAGCGGCGGCGGCGGCGGCGGGAGAAGAGAUUUAAUUUAGUUGAUUUUCUGUGGUUGUUGGUUGUUCGCUAGUCUCACGGUGAUGGAAGCUGCACAUUUUUUCGAAGGGACCGAGAAGCUCCUGGAGGUUUGGUUCUCCAGGCAGCAGCCCGACGCAAACCAAGGAUCUGGGGAUCUUCGCACCAUCCCAAGAUCCGAGUGGGACAUACUUUUGAAGGAUGUGCAAUGUUCAAUCAUAAGUGUGACAAAAACUGACAAGCAGGAAGCUUAUGUACUCAGUGAGAGUAGCAUGUUUGUCUCCAAGAGACGUUUCAUUUUGAAGACAUGUGGUACCACCCUCUUGCUGAAAGCACUGGUUCCCCUGUUGAAACUUGCUAGGGAUUACAGUGGGUUUGACUCAAUUCAAAGCUUCUUUUAUUCUCGUAAGAAUUUCAUGAAGCCGUCUCACCAAGGGUACCCACACCGGAAUUUCCAGGAAGAAAUAGAGUUUCUUAAUGCAAUUUUCCCAAAUGGAGCAGCAUAUUGUAUGGGACGGAUGAAUUCUGACUGUUGGUACUUGUAUACUUUGGAUUUCCCUGAGAGUCGAGUAAUCAAUCAGCCAGAUCAAACCCUGGAAAUUCUGAUGAGUGAGCUUGACCCAGCAGUUAUGGACCAGUUCUACAUGAAAGAUGGUGUUACUGCAAAGGAUGUCACUCGUGAGAGUGGAAUUCGUGACCUGAUACCAGGUUCUGUCAUUGAUGCCACAAUGUUCAAUCCUUGUGGGUAUUCAAUGAAUGGAAUGAAAUCAGAUGGAACUUAUUGGACUAUUCACAUCACUCCAGAACCAGAAUUUUCUUAUGUUAGCUUUGAAACAAACUUAAGUCAGACCUCCUAUGAUGACCUGAUCAGGAAAGUUGUGGAAGUCUUCAAGCCAGGAAAAUUUGUGACCACCUUGUUUGUAAAUCAGAGUUCUAAAUGUCGCACAGUGCUGUCUUCACCCCAGAAGAUUGAAGGUUUUAAACGUCUUGAUUGCCAGAGCGCUAUGUUCAAUGAUUACAAUUUUGUUUUUACCAGUUUUGCUAAGAAGCAGAAACAACAGCAGAGUUGAUUAAGAAAAAUGAAGAAAAAACGCAAAAAGAGAACACACAUAGAAGAAGGUGGUGGUUGCUUUUUAGAUACUGAUACCAGGGGCCAUGCUUUCCAUAACCACCACCUUGUAGUUGCAGAAAGCCCUAGAUGUAAUGAUAGUGUAAUCAUUUUGAAUUGUAUGCAUUAUUAUAUCAAGGAGUUAGGUAUCUUGCAUGAAUGCUCUCUUCUGUGUUUAGGUAUCCUAUGCCACUCUUGCUGUGAAAUUGAAGUGCAUGUAGAAAAAAACUUUUACUCUAUGAAACUUUACAACACUUGUGAGAACAAUUCAAUUUGGUUUAUGCACAGUGUAAUAUUUCUCCAGGUAUCAUCCAAAAUUCCCCACAGACAAGGCUUUCGUCCUCAUUAGGUGUUGGCCUCAGCCUAGCCAUCUGGGACUGUUCUAUAUUAAAUUGCUACUGGGAUUUUACAUCCAGUUACCUCCACUUUCUAGAACAUAUUCUCUACUAAUAUUAUUGAAACCAAUUUCUACUUCAUACAGAUGUUUUUGCAACAGCAAUUAAAGUUUUUCUUCCACGAGUCAAGUGCUCUUUAAGAAAAUUAUUGCAGUUAUCCAUUUUGUGUAUUACUAUUUUAACAUUUUUGCUUCCUAUACUUGUAUUCCUUUAAUUGAUUCAUUCCUCACCAUGGUGUCUCCCCUCCCAACCCUACCCCCUCAAUAAAGCAAUACACUGUUACACUGUGGGUUUAUACUAAUCUUAUACCCCAGAGGGGGAAGGAGGGAAUGGACCCUGGGCUUAAUUUUCUUUUAAAGUCAAGAGAGUUUGGCAUUUUUUUAUUAGCAUGAGCUCUUUUGGAAGAUAGUGACAAAAAUAAGCUAGUGUUGAUUAGCAGGUAAGACAUAGAUUGAUGCUAGGGAUUAAUGGCAGAACUGUAUGGACCCAUUCGCCAUUCAGUGCCCUACCCAGCUCCCUCACCCACCCCUUAAAUGACACUAGCUCCUCAUGAAUACUAUGCCUUUACUAACUUGCUAAGUAGUAAUAUCAGAGAAUUUUUAUCACUAAAUUUAUUAGCAGGGAGAUUUAAGAUAAAGGUGUAUUGGAUUCAUCAAGUCAAGUCAGCUCAGAUGAUUUACUUUUACUUCAGCAGCCAUUUCGACAAAUUUCUAUUAAUGAUAUGCCAUAAACUUCAGUUCAAAGCAGAAUCGAUGUCUUUGCCAUCUUGUGACUUUAAAAGUUCUGUGACUUUGUGAUGCAUGUGGUAGUGUUUUGGCCUUAACAGCUCCUCUUCCUGGUGUUCCUUUCAUCUUGGUUUCAUAGGAUCAAGUGAGACUGCCCAGAAUGAGAACUGUUCUGGUUAUUCAGACAUGCACAGUGAAGUGUGAUGCUUUCCAUAAACUGUAACAUAAAAAAUUCCAAAAUGGUCAGUGGGAAAUGACUAGAAAUACAGGCUGAAAAGAGCUGGUGUCUUUUAGCUAUAUUUGCAAAUACUGAGAUUUAAGCAGCUGAGAAAAGAGCAAAGUUGACUCAAUUUUGUAUUUCUUCUUGUCCUCAAAAUUUUUAUUCUUUCUGGAUUGAAGCAGUGAUUUUUUUUUGUUCCUUCCGUAUUUAUAAAUUAAACACUUUUUUUCAGUGUUUCUAAACAUAAAAUCCACUUGAUUUGAAAUCAAGUGGUUGGAACACUUUGAACUUUUAUUUUAAGCAUGUUGUUGAUUCAGAGUUUCAUUGAAGAAGCUUUUGAUCAGUGGAUCAGUUUGAUUUUGUAAUUAGAGCAUAGUACCUGAUGUUUUGGUGCUAUUACGAGGACCAAUGCUCAAAGUGGAUUUUGUUCUUGAACAGUGUCCCAGUAGAUCUGAUGACAUUUGUUGGCUUGAGGUCUGAUUUUUUUUCCCUCUAAUGGAUUUAAGAUUGCUAUUUAAUGUUGAGAAACUGCACAAAUUUGUAUGGAACAAAGCCUAGGAAAAUGAAAACUAUAGAUUGAAUAGUAAUCUAAAUUAAUCCUAGUAUGUAUGAUGGAGGAGGGAAAAUUUUGGUGCAUAAUUUCUCUCUUCAUGGUGUUGGAUUUAAAUCAGUUGAAAUGUAUUUCUGUACCACAAUUUAAGCUUCAAUAAAAAAAAGUUUGCUUAA
Messenger RNA from Camelus dromedarius (Arabian camel), 3452 nucleotides. It is a transcript of the gene AMD1, whose product is annotated as adenosylmethionine decarboxylase 1. Bases 344 to 1348 code for a protein of 334 amino acids. Gene Ontology annotation, cellular component: cytosol. Gene Ontology annotation, biological process: spermidine biosynthetic process; spermine biosynthetic process. The transcript has 9 exons. The record is from RefSeq and is a predicted model, not a curated record. Gene Ontology annotation, molecular function: adenosylmethionine decarboxylase activity; putrescine binding. NCBI's taxonomy places the organism in Eukaryota, Metazoa, Chordata, Mammalia, Artiodactyla, Camelidae.